Messenger RNA from Gambusia affinis (western mosquitofish), 1347 nucleotides. It is a transcript of the gene loxa, whose product is annotated as lysyl oxidase a. The record is from RefSeq and is a predicted model, not a curated record. Gene Ontology annotation, molecular function: copper ion binding; protein-lysine 6-oxidase activity. NCBI's taxonomy places the organism in Eukaryota, Metazoa, Chordata, Actinopteri, Cyprinodontiformes, Poeciliidae. Gene Ontology annotation, biological process: peptidyl-lysine oxidation. The coding region runs from base 196 to 1347 and encodes 383 amino acids. The transcript is spliced from 6 exons.
AUCAUCAUCUUAUGCAUCUCCAGGCUGCAGAAAAGCGAUAUGAGGUCUCAAGGAAACACUAAAAUUUUGCUUUUUACUUUCUCUGCUCUUUGAACGUCCUUUCGACUGAGACAUGAAGACUGCUGCUCAAAUUUAGGAUUUUUGGUCCAUAUAAUAGCAUUCUGUCCAUAUUUGACAGAUUUCAUAAAGUUUAUAAUGGGAAGGCGCGUGUUUGGCCCAUUUGGCACUUUUUACGCAUGCUUCUGUUUAUUUGUUGUGCUCCUGCAAAUUGCUAGCUCCCAGAGAAACCCGGGAGCGCAACCAAGAAAUGACCAAAGAGGUGCUUUUCGGCAGACGCUGCAGUGGUCUCACAACGGGAAGGUUUUCAGCCUUUUAAGCCAAGGCUCGGAGUACGUGCCGCCGAAGCGCAGAGGCGCAGCGCAAGAACAAGAGCAGGCGCGACCUGUCACCAUCAUCCGGGAUGCGGACGUGAGACAUCAGGAAGCCCGGAGUCACCCACAGCAGCAGCAGCAGCCGCCCCGCAGCCUCCUGACGAUUGUGAGAGGGCAAGAACAUCAGGAGCAUCUUCACCGGGAACGACCCGCGGAGAGCACCGGGGCGCAGGGGAACCGCACUGUCAACGACACCCGAGAUGUCAAUGUCAGCCCGCCUCUACCCAGAGCCAGUGACAUGAUGGUCGGUGAUGAUCCGUACGAUCCUUACAAGUCCAUCGACUUUGACAAUCCAUAUUACAAUCAUUAUGAUGUUUACGAGAGACCAAGACCGAGGUCAAGACCCGGAUAUGGUACAAGGUAUCAUCAGUAUGGUCUUCCUGAUCUUGUGCCAGAUCCAUACUAUGUUCAAGCCUCUGCUUAUGUCCAAAGAGCACCAAUGUACAACCUGAGAUGUGCAGCUGAGGAAAACUGUUUGUCAAGCUCAGCCUAUCGAGCGAGAGACUACGACACCAGAGUGCUGCUGAGGUUUCCUCAGAAAGUCAAGAACCAAGGCACAGCUGACUUCCUCCCCAGCAGGCCACGCUACUCCUGGGAGUGGCACAGCUGCCACCAGCAUUUCCACAGCAUGGACGAGUUCAGCCACUAUGAGCUGCUGGACUCCUCUACUCAGCACUCGGUGGCAGAGGGCCACAAGGCUAGCUUCUGCUUGGAAGACACCUCCUGUGACUAUGGAUACUACCGGAGAUAUGCCUGCACGUCACACACACAGGGUCUGAGCCCAGGAUGUUAUGACACUUACAACGCAGACAUCGAUUGUCAGUGGAUCGACAUCACAGAUGUGCAACCUGGACAAUACACCCUCAAGGUUUGUGCCAGACAGGCUAUCUUUGCCUAUAUUAAGACACAGCAGUGA